Molecule: messenger RNA, 651 nt
Organism: Symbiodinium necroappetens
Lineage: Eukaryota; Dinophyceae; Suessiales; Symbiodiniaceae
Source: the annotation of a GenBank genome assembly
AUGGUCGGCAGAUGCGUAUCGGACAGGCAGUCUGGUUUUGCAAUUCAAGCGGUGCUCGGUUCAAUGCCGCGAUUGCUUCUGAUGCACAGAGGAAAUGUUUUCAUGACGAGAACGACUCCCAGGAUGAGCAUGGACAUGAUCGUAGUGACGAAGUGGGUUCUGUUGGUCCGCUACUUGAUGAUGGCCCGCACCAAGGUGAAGGACUCGCAGAUCGAUGGUGAGCUUGUCUACGCGUAUGCCAAGACGGAGCGGUUAGGCGAGAUGGAAGAGUUCAUCAGCGGCACCAACACCGCCAACAUCCAGUCUGUCGGCGAUCGCCUCUACGACGAGAAGUUUUACAAGGCGGCCAAGAUCCUGUACGCGUCGAUUCCGAACAACGGACGCCUAGCCUCCUGCCACGUGCAGCUCGGAGAGUACACGCAGGCGGUCGAGGCGGCGAAGAAGGCGAACAACCCCAAGACAUGGCAGGAGGUGAACCUGGCCUGCGUCAAGGUGCAGAGAUUGCAGGGCAGCACAUCAUCGCCGGGUGCUGAAGAAGUCGAAUUCGAGGUCCAUCCAGAUCACUUGGAGGAGGUCAUUGCGCAGUACGAGAAGCAAGGUUGCUUCGAUGCCCUGAUGCAGCUGUUGGAGACGGGUCUUGGCAACGAGCGU